Molecule: messenger RNA, 575 nt
Organism: Capsaspora owczarzaki ATCC 30864
Lineage: Eukaryota; Filasterea; Ministeriida; Capsasporidae
Product: HIT domain-containing protein
Exons: 4
Coding region: 7-474 (155 amino acids)
Biological process (GO): diadenosine triphosphate catabolic process; purine nucleotide metabolic process; negative regulation of proteasomal ubiquitin-dependent protein catabolic process
Cellular component (GO): plasma membrane; nucleus; cytoplasm
Molecular function (GO): bis(5'-adenosyl)-triphosphatase activity; ubiquitin protein ligase binding
Source: RefSeq, a predicted model, not a curated record
GCAACAAUGGCUUUGGCUGAAGGGUUUCGGUUUGGACCUCACAUUGUCUCCCAUUCACAGAGCUUUCUCCAAUCCAGGCUGAGCUACGCGUUCGUCAAUCUCAAGCCAAUCGUCCCUGGUCAUAUGCUCGUGGCUCCGUUGCGCGUUGUGCACCGGUUUACCGAUCUCAAUCCGGACGAGAUUGCCGACCUGUUCCAGACCACCCAGCGUGUCUCUCGCGCAAUUGAGAUUGCAUACAAAUCAAUUGCCCUGACUAUUGCCAUUCAAGACGGUGUUGGGGCUGGUCAGACGGUCGAGCACGUCCACGUCCACAUCAUUCCCCGGCACAAGGACGAUUUCGUUCCGAACGACAAGAUUUAUCAUGAGCUCGAUCAGCACGACAAGGAAGCCCAACGGCGGGCUCGGACGUCACAAGAAAUGGCUGACGAAGCCACCUGGUUCCGACAAUUCCUGGCGAUGGACACUGCGAACUAGAUCGAAUGAAGCUGUUCGUUUUGCAAAGCGAUCGCAGAUUGUCGUGCUGGUUUUUUUUUUGCUACUCUUGUUCACUAGUAGAGCAUGCCGUGGGUCUGGCU